UUCACACACACAGAAAUGGAGCCUUGGACACCAGGCAGGCCCCGGCUCCGGCCCACCAUCCAACUCCCAAUCCGGCUAGAAAUCAGCCUGCUUCUAUUUUAUGUCGGGGCCGUGGGGGCCUGUACCAUCUCGGUGACACAGCCAGAGUACCUGGAGGUGGACGUCACCCAUCCGGCUGUCACCAUACAGUGCAACUUCUCCAUGACCAGAUGUCCCUCCGAGCCACCGAGGGCCCUGUGGUUUCGCUACGGCCCCCAGCAGCCUGAGACCCUGUGCUUGACUGGAUGCAAAAGCGAGACAGAGAAAUUCACCACGUACCACUUCCCAGGCCAGAAUCAAGCUAUUCUCACCGUCCACGCACUGACUGCAAAUGACAGCGCUAUUUACAUCUGUGGCAUAGCGAUCCCCAGUGCUAAGCACACAGGCAGUGGGACCAUGCUGGUAGUAAGAGGAAGCCGACUUCUCAGCAAGGAAGUGCAGCACCUCCUGAUGGCGCUCUUAGCCCUGCUGUCCAUCUACAUCAUCGGGAUGGGCGUGGUCUUCCUGGUCCUCUCCCAGUCAAAGUCUAAAGUUCUAAGAAGAAAGGAAACAAAAGAAGAUUCCCAGAAGAGGAGUGCUCGGCGUAUUUUUCAAGAAAUCGCUCAAGAACUCUACCAGAAAAGAAAUAUGGAAGUGAGCCAUCAACCCGAGAAAGAUGACAUGUAUGAGAACAGAAGAGAACUUGCCAACUACAAGAGACCAUAGUUCGGUGGCUGAAACUAGAAAGUCAGAAGCCGUGACAACAUAAAAGCACAUUACACCAAUCAGGUCUUUAAAAAGCAAGAUUAAAUGGAAGGUCAACAGGCUACACACAGUACAUCAGGAUAUACGGAUCCUGCCCAUCAACACCCAAGAAAACAAACGGAAAAAUGCCCUUAUUUAAAGGGAGGAGAAAAAAAAUGUAAGCAGCCUAGUGUUUCCAAAAAUGUCAGACUAAUGUUUUAAG
This is a messenger RNA of Dipodomys ordii (Ord's kangaroo rat), 985 nucleotides long. RefSeq names its product immunoglobulin superfamily, member 6 (gene Igsf6). Bases 16 to 744 code for a protein of 242 amino acids. The record is from RefSeq and is a predicted model, not a curated record. Lineage: Eukaryota; Metazoa; Chordata; Mammalia; Rodentia; Heteromyidae. The transcript is spliced from 6 exons.